Cantharellus anzutake is the source of this 297-nucleotide messenger RNA. RefSeq lists its product as uncharacterized. The record is from RefSeq and is a predicted model, not a curated record. The annotation marks the transcript as partial. The transcript is spliced from 2 exons. NCBI's taxonomy places the organism in Eukaryota, Fungi, Basidiomycota, Agaricomycetes, Cantharellales, Hydnaceae.
CAGUUGCCCGCCGAUUAUCGUGCCGCACUUACACUAGGUCCGAAAGUGACAAAGGAUAGACUAAUUCAAGGAUGUAUGCGAAUGCGCAGGCUGGGUAAGGGACAAUCUGUCUUAUUUCUCGCCCCUCCAGAUGUGGAUCGCAAAAUUCGCAAGCUCUCCAAAAAGAUCCACGGAGAACGAAUUGGUGUAUACGACGUUCUUUCCUGGUCCAUCAAGGAGACAUGUGUCAGCCUAAGGCGUGAUAGUUGUGAUUGGAGAGAGCAAGGCAUCCGUUACAUGGACAGGCAAUGUGCAUGA